Gloeophyllum trabeum ATCC 11539 is the source of this 1727-nucleotide messenger RNA. RefSeq lists its product as uncharacterized. The record is from RefSeq and is a predicted model, not a curated record. NCBI's taxonomy places the organism in Eukaryota, Fungi, Basidiomycota, Agaricomycetes, Gloeophyllales, Gloeophyllaceae. Gene Ontology annotation, cellular component: SCF ubiquitin ligase complex. Gene Ontology annotation, biological process: SCF-dependent proteasomal ubiquitin-dependent protein catabolic process. The coding region runs from base 42 to 1727 and encodes 561 amino acids. The transcript has 2 exons.
CGAUAGAGAGGGCAAUCAGAAAUAUCAUAGAAGUUCCCUUCAUGAACAAGGCAACCCAUUUCAUUCACCGCCUCCCUCUGGACCUAUUAGCUGAAGUAUUCGUCCAUUGGGCUGUUGUGGAUAAAGACGGCCCAUGGAUAGCUUCUCUGGUCUGCCGCCUAUGGAGGAGUGUAAUACUCUCAUGCCCUAGAGCUUGGAGUACCAUCCAGCUUGAUCUCGAAGAUAGGAGACGUGUAGGGCCACUAGACGACGACCCCGAGUGGUGCAUGGAGGUAGAAGAAUACGAUCCCCGUGGCAAACGCCGCCCAAUUCCCCUCUGGCUGGAACGAUCUGGCAGCGCCCCGCUCUUCCUGUCUCUCACUCUCGGUCGCAUAUACCCCCCGAUGACGCUCGUUAUGGAUGUAAUAGUGCGAUUCGCCACCGUUAUGGAUCGAGUGGAAGAAAUCGAAUUAGGGUUGGAGUCGAGAAUAUUGGCCGACGCACUACUCGACAUAUUCUACGAUUCAGCUCCUGCGCUAAGACAUCUGACAGUGAAGUGUGGGAGACUGUUCCAGCACGGAAUCUGCGCAGGAUGGCGACUGGAAGAAGACGAGAUUCUGAAGUCUCUUCCGAAAGCUAUCAAGAGGGCCCCGGCACUGCAUUCCCUGACCCUCUUCGAUUGCAUGUCGCCCCCUGGGGACGGCGCAUAUGUGCGACUUCGCGAGCUGUCUUUGGUGCACGUAAACUGCUCAUCUUCGCGGUUCUUAUCAUUCGUUCGUGAUUGCGAAUCUCUCGAAGUCUUGCGAUUGUCCUCAUGCUCGUUUGAUUGUUCCACAUCCACGUAUGCCGUCCUCGCUAGUCUGAAAACGUUCGAAAUUCGAAACGGUGGUUCCGAUGGCCUGGACUACCUGUCGACACUCCUUCAUGCGCCGAAACUCGAGACCUUCGUUAUGAGAGAUAGGGCCUAUCGCUCUUCUAUCCUAGAUUCAGAAGACGUAGAUGAGAAGAUCCAGAACAUAGUCAAAGCUGUCAAGGAUGACGCGAAGACCCGUGGUCGCUUGCUAGUGCAGUUUGCCAGACAUGCACCGUGCGUUAAGUCACUCAUUCUGCAGAAUGCCAAUAUCCCAGACAGUGCACUGCUCGCGUGCCUAGGCGAAUUCCCGGAUCUCCGGUCGCUGACGCUUAUCGGGUCCUUCAUCGGUGGAAAGGCAUUUCAGGUCCUCUCAGAACGCCCAGCGCGUGGUGAAGUCCCCGUUUGUCAACACUUGAAGACGUUAACUCUCCAAGCCUGCCCCGUGGUGAAGGGCUCGAUGAUUAAGCAAUUCAUCGAAGCAAGGGAAUUCUUUCAGUAUGAUUGCCGCCUCGCCCAGGUGAACAUUCAUAAGUGCGAGAAGAUAACAGAAGAGGACGUCAUCGCCGCCUGGAUCUGCGACCCUUCGGGGUCAUUGCGGAUUGACUACGUCCCCUGGGUGGCAGAAAUCGCUGAAGAAGAAUGGAAGGACGCGGCGGCGGAAGCUCAGCAUGCAACUGCCGAGGACGAGUACAUCGAAGAUAUCGAAGAAGUGUUCGAAGAUAGAGAGUUUUGCGGUUUAAAGGACCGGCUUUUGGGGGAGGAACAGUCCAAGCCUAGAAAGAGGAUCAAAAUAGCCCACAUCUAUCGUGACCAGGAUGUGGCUCCAGCUGUGGAGAGUCUAGGUGGGACGGCCCUGGUUAUCCACGAUAUGUUUUGGCCGGGUCGCAGCCGAUAA